Molecule: messenger RNA, 243 nt
Organism: Trichophyton benhamiae CBS 112371
Lineage: Eukaryota; Fungi; Ascomycota; Eurotiomycetes; Onygenales; Arthrodermataceae
Exons: 1
Coding region: 1-243 (80 amino acids)
Source: RefSeq, a predicted model, not a curated record
AUGGCGCCAUUGGUGCAGUUACAGAGGCUGGCUGGCGGUGAUGAUGGUGCUGCUGUAAUUGUUCUUGUUGUUGCCUUUCCAGAAGUGCUUGACGGUGCUGUUGUUGUCUUCGACAACCGUCCUCCCGAUGUCUAUCUCUUAUUAGCAUAUUUCACAGUAUAUAUAGAGAACAUAAUAUUACCGUCGCAACGUAUCCUGUCUAGCAAAGCGAUGCCCACACUGGUCGCAGCCAAACCGUUUUAG